AUGGAAAUUCCAGCUGAUUCAUACGUGCGGGUCAUGGAGACUGAAUUUAUUUUCAAAGUUGGAAUGAUAUUUGCAAAUGAAGAAGAAGCAUACAAGGCGUAUAAUGCAUAUGCAUUCAACAAGGGAUUCGGGAUUAGAAAAGAUGAGACAAUAACCUCAUUUAUUUGGGUGUUUGAGACGUUCAUGGAGGUAAUGGGGGGCAAGGCACCCAAAGCAAUUUUCACUGAUCAAGAUAGUGCAAUGGCCAAUGCUAUUGGCAAGGUUUUCCCCAACAGUGUUCAUCGGUUAUGUGUUUGGCAUAUCUCUAAAAAUUCCACCCAACAUAUUUCGCAUCUUCUUUCGGAUUCUCGAUUUAAGGCAAAAUUCAAUAAAAUUUUGUAUGAAGUUGAAAUGGAGAAUGAGAUGGAGCAGCUUUGGAGAGAUCUAUGUGAAGAAUGGAAUGUUGGGGAAAAUAAGUGGUUGUGUAAUUUGUACUCGAUGCGUCAUAAAUGGUGCCCCGCAUUUAACAGUGCUAGUUUUUCGGCCGGCAUAAGAUCUACACAGAGAAGUGAAAGCACGAAUAAUGUUUUCAAACAUUUGCCUUGUAAGACAAUGACAUUAACCGAGUUUGUUAAUCAUUAUGAGAAGCAAGCAGAAAAGAUGCGUGAUAAUCAAGUGGCUGAUGAUUUUGAAUGUACUCGAGGGGUGCCAAGAAUCGGUGUGGAUUGUGGUAUUUUGAGGCAAGCGGCACAAGUGUAUACUUUGAAGAUAUUCAUAAAAUUUCAAGUUGAGUAUUUUCAAGGAUUGUCAUGGCAUGUGACAAGUUGUAAGCAUGAAAGCGGAGUUUACACUUACACCUUGAGGAGGGAAUUAGGUCAUGCAGAACAUUCUGUAAGUUUUGAUUCAAAUAAUGUUAUCAUCUCAUGCACAUGCAGGUUAUUUGAUUUAUUGGGAUGGUUGUGUUGCCAUGCAUUGACGGUAAUGAAUAAUCAUUUGAAUAUGACUGCUAUUCCUAUGCAAUACAUACUAAAGAGGUGGACAAAAAGUGCAAGACGAGAAGUUCAUCGUAACGAUGGUGGUUCAUGCUCCUUCGAUUUGACAAUGUCAAGAACUUUUCAUCUGAAGGAGUUGAUGCGUCAAUCUUUUGACGUUAUGAGCUUAAGUGUACAGGAUGUUGAAACCGUAAAAAUUGCAAAAAUAAACUCCAUGAGCUUGAUAUUGAGAUUAGAAAUUAUGUCUCCUCGGUUUGUAAGAGCACAAACAACACCAUUAGAAAUCAGGAUAAUGAUGUCCCUCGACAUGCUUCAACUCAGAUUCUUGAUUCUUAAGGAGAAAGUCGAAGGGAGUGACAAAUUCUCGAAUGAAAAGUGCUAUAGAGAAGCGAAGGAAGAGCAAUUCUUUGAAAGGAAGAAAACAUUUGCAGCCAGUUCAUGGCGUGACUCCCAUAGAGCAAACACCGAUGGCAUAUCAUCUGAUAUGAUGCCAAUUCAACAUGCUCAUGGAAAGCCUUUCUCAUUUACUUCAUUGCUGACUCAGGGUUAUCAAGGUGAUUCAAGUGCAUCUCAAAUCAUGUUUCCAAAGUGA
This is a messenger RNA of Salvia hispanica, 1563 nucleotides long. Lineage: Eukaryota; Viridiplantae; Streptophyta; Magnoliopsida; Lamiales; Lamiaceae. The record is from RefSeq and is a predicted model, not a curated record.